Messenger RNA from Zymoseptoria tritici IPO323, 2385 nucleotides. It is a transcript of the gene MgSwi6, whose product is annotated as transcription factor. The transcript has 3 exons. The annotation marks the transcript as partial. Lineage: Eukaryota; Fungi; Ascomycota; Dothideomycetes; Mycosphaerellales; Mycosphaerellaceae. Gene Ontology annotation, molecular function: DNA binding; transcription coactivator activity; protein binding. Gene Ontology annotation, cellular component: MBF transcription complex; SBF transcription complex. The record is from RefSeq and is a predicted model, not a curated record.
GCAGUAUACUCGGGCGUGUCCGUGUACGAGCUAGAGGUCCACAAUGUUGCCGUGAUGCGUCGGCGCAGCGACGGUUGGCUCAAUGCUACGCAGAUCCUCAAGGUCGCCGGUGUCGACAAGGGAAAGCGGACGAAAGUACUUGAGAAGGAGAUUCUACCGGGCGAGCAUGAAAAGGUACAAGGAGGCUACGGCAAAUACCAAGGUACCUGGAUCAGCUAUCAGCGAGGCCGGGAGUUCUGCCGACAAUAUGGCGUCGAGGAUCUCUUGCGGCCAUUGCUCGAUUACGACGUCAGCGCAGAUGGUACCAGUGGACCAGGAGCACAAGAGACGCCCACAAAGGAGCAAGCCAUGGCCGCCCAGCGGAAGAAAUUCUACAAUUCCAGUGCUGGCCAGGACCCUCGACCGAACGGACAGCCGCAAUCCAAUGGCACAUUUUUCUCCAAUAUAUCACCGACGACCUCUGUCGCGCUCGCCGCGAUGAACAAAGCAGCCCGACUCAACUCGCCCAGACCGAGGCCUUCUACUACGCGGCGGCCCUCUUCGCAACAGGAUCCUGCUGGAAGUCAAUACAGCGACGUUGAUAGACUAGAAUCCGGAUACAACACCCAACCGAAUGGAGAACCGCCACGGAAGCGCAUGCGACACGACGAUCAAGACAUGGGCCCACCCGAGCUUCCCCUGGACGCCUCGAUGAGAUCCAUGACUCCGACCGAGCCAAAUGAGAGUUUCCUGUACGAGCACGCACUAAUGCAGGACUCAGUCAACAGCGCAGGCGAGCCCAUAGCUCUUCCACCACUACCGAAUCCGACCACUGAAGAGCAACAGGAAAAGAUGAACUUGAUCUUGGACCUUUUCGCCGAGCAGGGGCGCACUGACUACGCUUCGCAUCCUGCUCUUCAGCAGCUGACGAAUGAAGACUUCAACAUGCCCCUGGACGCUUCCGCGAACAACGCCUUACACUGGGCUGCCACCUUAGCCAAAGUGCCUCUGCUGAGAUUACUGAUACAGAAGGGUGCCAGCAUCUGGCGUGGCAAUGCCGCAGGACAGUCGCCAUUGAUAAGCGCGGUCCUCGUGAGCAAUUGCUGGGAGCACUCUUGCUUUCCGGAAGUCCUGGAACUCCUCGGCCCACUUAUUGAGGUUCGGGAUGUGCAAGGCCGUACCAUUCUGCAUCACAUCGCGGUGUCCUCUGGCAUCAAGGGACGCCAGCCUUGUAGUAAGUACUACCUCGAAGCACUCUUGGAGUUCCUGGUCAGAAUAGGCACUCAAUCGACAGCUCUCAACGCUGCCCAAGAGGCGUCGCAAGAGAGUUCGAGCCAAGAGGCGAGAGGGCCUGUCAGCCUCGUUCGGUUCCUGUCGCACAUUGUCAACGCCAGAGACAAAGCCGGCAAUACCGCGCUCAAUCUUGUCGCAAGGAUCGGGAACCGAAGCAUCAUUCAACAAUUGCUUGAAAUUCAUGCCGAUCCAAGUCUGCCCAAUAACAAGGGAGUUUGCGCGAAAGACUUUGGUGUGGACAUGGACGCAUCGAACAUGCAUCCGAGUCAAGUAUCAUCGGAUCCUGCUGCAGCGGAUGGCGACACGACAAACAAGCUGAGUCAAGCCGAGGAUUUGGGCCAGGACUUCGUUUCUUCUAUGACAUCCAUGUUUACGCAAAAUCUUGCCUCUCACAAAGAGCUUUUGCGAAACCGUGCUGAGCAAAUUGACCAAUUCAACGAGCAGAUCCGUGAGCUGAGCGCAAUACAACGGGAAGAAGUCGAGCAGCUACAUGAGCGGAAGGAGCGCGUGCGGCUUCGCGAGGAACGCCAGGUCAAGAUCGCUAAUUUACGGAGAGAGAUCGAGAAGAAGAAGGCUACCGCGAAGCGCACGACAAACCGCCGAAAUGGGAACAGGUCACCCUCGCAAGUCAAGAGAGAUGUCGUUCCAGGCUGGCUUAGCGAAGGUGCACAGAACGUCCUCUCCGCUGAGACUGAAGACGGACGACCCGAUCCGGAGCAGCGUCAUUUCCUGACGACCCAAGUCCCGCCCUCAAGAUCUCUGCAAGCCCGAAUCAACGCCUUCGCAAAGAGCAACGCCCAACUCGAACACCAAGCCGCACAACUCCGCUCACGAUCGACAGAGGUCCAAGCCAUGUACCGCAAGGUCGUCUCCAUGUGCACUGGCGUGCCGGAGCGCGACGUUGAACAGAGCCUACCAGCACUGGUGGCAGCAGUGGAGAGUGAGCAAGGCAGUCUCGGAAAGCAGGACGUUGGCCGCGUGCGCGACUUCCUGCGACGCGUCGAUGGAGGACGUGAUUCUAGUCAGCCGAAGCUAGAGAUCAAUCAUACGAUUAGUCAGGCGGCGCAGAGGGCGGCUGUGGCAGCUGCGCACGCGCAGGCUGGCAAAGACUGA